AGAGUCCUCGUUUAGAGAACAUUGCCUUUGUGCGAUUAAAACUGGUUCUUUUAUUGAUAGCGCACCAAUUUGGAUAUCUCUGUAUUCCAUUCGCGACCGGGUAUUUAAACUUGCAGCCUCGAUCGUCGCUUGCAUUUAUUCUUCGGUACUUGGUGAAAAAUGAAGUCUUUACAAGAGUAUUUUGUUUUAAUUAUCACGAGUUUUCUUUUGCUCGUGGGUAUAAACAUGGCAACGGGAUCAGUACUCUCUAAGCCAGAGAUACUCUAUACCGAAGAUACUUGUGGAGAAAAUGAAGUUUACAGUCAGUGCCAGGCAAAUCCGAUCUGUCAAAAGACAUGCAAUAAUAUUGAUAACUGGGACUCGGUGCCUUGCAUUCAGACGAAAAGCUGCUUGAGUGGUUGCGUCUGCAAAGUUGGAUACGUACGCGACAAAGAUCAAGGCAUUUGUAUUUUGGAAAACAGCUGCCCUAGAGUCAGACAUUAAUUUCAAGUAAAAAUAUUUUAUAUCAUGUAAACCAUAUGGGAUAUUAGCAA
Molecule: messenger RNA, 533 nt
Organism: Ceratina calcarata
Lineage: Eukaryota; Metazoa; Arthropoda; Insecta; Hymenoptera; Apidae
Product: venom peptide SjAPI
Exons: 2
Coding region: 160-483 (107 amino acids)
Source: RefSeq, a predicted model, not a curated record